GCCUGGAAACCGGUCUGAGCAGAGCUGCGGGAUUGACACAAAUGGUCGGACUGAGAGAGCUGCAGGGUAUUGUAUUUUGUCUGGUCUGUUUAAAAUCUGAUUUCUGGUAAAAAUUGCAUGGAGAAAAGGAUACGAGAACAGAGAGAACCAACGAAUGAACAGGAGUUAAUCUUGGCAAAGUUUAGCUCAGCAGCGAACUAAACGGGAGAGAAAAAGAAUCAACGAAAUAAAUCGGAGAACUGGUUCUUAAAAAAGAAACAGCAAAGUAUGGCUUGGCACAGUUGCUUUCAUAAACUUAGUAGGAUGCUGUUGCCGACAUUAUCUUUACUGAUUUUAGGGUUAUGUGGUGCGCGUGGACAGUACGGGGACCGCGGACUUUCUGUCCCAGAGCAUGGAUUUUGCCAGCCUAUUUCUAUACCACUUUGCACCGAUAUCGCUUACAACCAGACCAUCAUGCCCAAUUUACUGGGGCAUACGAACCAGGAAGAUGCCGGGCUAGAAGUUCACCAGUUUUACCCGCUCGUAAAAGUGCAGUGUUCCCCAGAUCUGAAGUUUUUCCUGUGCUCUAUGUAUGCACCGGUAUGUACCGUGCUAGAGCAAGCUCUACCCCCGUGCCGAUCCCUUUGCGAGAGAGCGAGACAGGGCUGCGAGGCACUGAUGAACAAAUUCGGCUUCCAGUGGCCUGAUAGCUUGGCAUGUGAAUCUUUUCCCGUUCACGGAGCUGGCGAGUUGUGCGUGGGACAGAACAAGUCUGAUAAAGGAAGCCCCACGCACAAACCUAACGAAUCCGUACCAGAUGAAAUCAUUACUGACAAGUACCCCAGGGACCACUUCACAUGCCCCAAGUUUUUGAAGGUCCCCACGUAUUUGAACUACCACUUUAUGGGGGAGAAAGACUGCGGUGCUCCCUGUGAGCCUUUGAUAUCCAGCGGAAUGAUGUACUUCAGUCAGGAAGAGCUAAAGUUUUCCAGGAUUUGGAUUGGGAUUUGGUCUGUUUUGUGUUGUGCUUCCACAUUGUUUACUGUCCUCACCUACUUGGUUGACAUGAAGAGGUUCAGUUACCCCGAGCGCCCCAUCAUUUUCCUGUCUGGCUGUUACACCAUGGUGGCUAUAGCCUACAUUGCUGGAUUUCUGCUCGAGGAUAAAGUGGUUUGUAAUGACAAGUUUAACGAUGACGCUUACAGAACAGUGGCCCAGGGCACCAAGAAAGAAGGCUGUACCAUCUUGUUUAUGAUGCUGUACUUUUUCAGCAUGGCAAGCUCUAUCUGGUGGGUCAUCCUGGCCUUGACUUGGUUCUUGGCAGCAGGGAUGAAGUGGGGGCAUGAAGCUAUUGAAGCCAACUCGCAGUAUUUUCACUUAGCGGCAUGGGCUGUGCCAGCUAUCAAGACCAUCACUAUUUUGGCAGUGGGGCAGGUGGAUGGUGACGUCCUCAGCGGGGUGUGCUUUGUGGGGAUCAAUAAUGUGGAUGCCCUGCGAGGAUUUGUCCUGGCACCCCUCUUUGUCUACCUUUUUAUUGGCACCUCGUUUCUGCUGGCAGGCUUUGUUUCACUGUUUCGGAUCCGAACAAUAAUGAAACACGAUGGCACCAAGACUGAGAAGUUGGAGAAGCUCAUGGUUAGGAUAGGCAUUUUUAGCGUCCUCUACACUGUCCCUGCUACUAUCGUCAUUGCUUGCUAUUUUUAUGAACAGGCUUUUCGGGAACAGUGGGAGAAAAGCUGGCUUAGCCAAACCUGCAAGGCCUAUGCAAUCCAUUGCCCUCCCAACAAUUAUCCACACAUGACUCCAGACUUCACAGUCUUCAUGAUUAAAUAUCUCAUGACCUUGAUUGUGGGGAUCACCUCAGGGUUUUGGAUAUGGUCGGGUAAAACACUAAAUUCUUGGAGGAAAUUUUACACAAGACUAGUGAAUAGUAACCAAGGGGAAACAACAGUGUAAAACAAUUGUAUUGUUAAGCCUUUUUUUUUUUUUU
Polyodon spathula (Mississippi paddlefish) is the source of this 1969-nucleotide messenger RNA. RefSeq names its product frizzled-1-like. The transcript has a single exon. Lineage: Eukaryota; Metazoa; Chordata; Actinopteri; Acipenseriformes; Polyodontidae. Gene Ontology annotation, biological process: non-canonical Wnt signaling pathway; canonical Wnt signaling pathway. Gene Ontology annotation, cellular component: plasma membrane. The record is from RefSeq and is a predicted model, not a curated record. The coding region runs from base 268 to 1935 and encodes 555 amino acids. Gene Ontology annotation, molecular function: Wnt-protein binding; Wnt receptor activity.